AGCGAUUCCUCAGCCAACAUGUGCUUCCCAUCUUCCCAGGCUUCUGUGCGGAACAUCACGUCCAUCCAGGGCAUUCCAGCCCAGGGCAUCAGAGGCAGCCAGAGCGGCAGGAUUCUGAUCAGAGCUGCUGGAGGGAAAACACAGAAGAUCAAGAGAGAGAAGUCUCCAGACCCUUGUGUGGGAGAAGAGGGGAGAGAGGGACUUCCAGGGCGUUCUCCAGCCCACCCCAAACACAGUCAGCAAGCCCUAGAGAAGGCAACACAGAGAUAGGGGUAGAGCCCAACUCAGCCCAAAGAGUAAAGUCUGUGGAAAGAGGCCAAGGGUUGAAGGAAUUAGAAACCUCAAGAUAUGGAACAGUCAGCUCUAGAGAGGAUGAACCAGACGGUGGCAUGAAGUCGGACUUCAUCACAUACCAGAGGUCCCUCUUACAGGAGAAGCCCUAUGUUUGUAGUGAGUGUGGCCGAGGUUUUCACCAGAAAUCACUUCUUUUUACACACCGGAAGACACACUUAGUGGAGCAGCGUUAUGUGUGCAGUGAGUGUAGCCGAGGAUUUAACCAGAAAUCAGUCUUCCUUAUUCACCAGAGGACACACACGGGGGAGAAGCCAUAUGUGUGCAAGGAGUGUGGGAGAGCGUUUAGCAACAAAUCAAAUCUCAUCGCACACCAGAGGACACACUCAGGUGAAAAACCUUACUUGUGCCUUGAGUGUGGGAGAGGCUUUAACCGUAAAUCACAUCUCAUCAGGCACCAGAGGACACAUUCAGGGGAGAAACCUUACUUGUGCCUGGAGUGUGGGCGGCGCUUUAACUGCAAAUCACAUCUCAUCAUACACCAGAGGACACAUUCAGGGGAGAAGCCUUAUGUGUGCAAGGAAUGUGGUCGAGGGUUUAAACAGAAAUCAGACCUCCUUGUGCACUGCAGGACACACUCGGGGGAGAAGCCACGUGUGUGCAAGGAGUGUGGGCGAGGCUUUGCCAAGACAUCGAAUCUUAUCAGACACCAGAGGACACACUCAGGUGAGAAGCCCUAUGUUUGUAGUGAGUGUGGCCGAGGUUUUCACCAGAAAUCACUUCUUUUUAUGCACCGGAGGACACACUCAGUGGAGCAGCCUUAUGUGUGCAGUGAGUGUGGCCGAGGAUUUACCCAGAAAUCAGUCCUCCUUAUGCAUCAGAGGACACACUCAGGGCAGAAGCCACAUGUGUGCAAGGAGUGUGGGCGAGGGUUUAACAAGAAAUCAAAUCUCAUCAGACACCAGAGUACACAUUCGGGUGAAAAACCUUACUUGUGCCUGGAGUGUGGGCGAGGCUUUAAUCGCAAAUCAAAUCUCAUCACCCACCAGAGGACACACUCAGGUGAGAAACCUUACGUGUGCCUGCAGUGUGGACGAGGCUUUAACCGGGAAUCACACCUCCUUAUACACCAGACUACACACUCAGGGGAGAAGCCUUAUGUGUGCAAGGAGUGUGGCCGAGGGUUUAAACGGAAAUCAGACCUCCUUGUGCACUGGAGGACACACUUAGGGGAGAAGCCACAUGUGUGCAAGGACUGUGGGCGAGGCUUCAGCCGGAAGUCGAAUCUCAUCACACACCAGAGGACACACUCAGGUGAGAAACGUUACGUGAACCUGGAGUGUGGGCAGGGCUUUAGCCAGAAGUCGAGCCUCCUUCCCCACCAGGCAACACACUCAGAGGAGAAGCCAUAUGUGUGCAAGGAGUGUGGGCGUGGCUUUAGCCAUAAGUCAACUCUCAUCACGCACCAAAGAACACACUCAGGGGAGAAGCCAUAUGUGUGCAAGGAGUGUGGGCGAGGGUUUAGCAACAAUUCAAAUCUCAUCAGACACCAGAGGACACACUCAGGUGAGAAACCUUACGUGUGCCGGGAGUGUGGGCGAGGCUUUAACCGCAAAUCGAAUCUCAUCACACACCAGAGGACACACUCAAAUGAGAAGCUUUACAUGUGCCUGGAGUGUGGCUGUGGCUUUAACCGGGAAUCACGACUCCUUAUACACCAGAUGACACACUCCGGGGAGAAGCCGUAUGUGUGCAAGGAGUGUGGCCGAGGGUUUAAACGGAAAUCAGACCUCCUUAUGCACUGGAGGACACACUCGGGGGAGAAGCCACAUGUGUGCAAGGAGUGUGGUCGAGGUUUCAACCAGAAGUCAAAUCUCAUCACCCACCAGAGGACACACUCAGGUGAGAAGCCUUAUGUGUGCCUGGAGUGUGGGCGGGGCUUUAACUGCAAGUCAAAUCUCAUCACACACCAGAGGACACACUCAGGAGAGAAACCUUACAUGUGCCUGGAGUGUGGGCGGGGCUUUAGCCAGAAGUCAAGCCUCCUUCCCCACCAGGCAACACAUUCAGAGGAGAAGCCGUAUGUGUGCAAGGAGUGUGGGCGUGGCUUUAGCCACAAGUCAACUCUCAUCACGCACCAAAGAACACACUCAGGGGAGAAGCCAUAUGUGUGCAAGGAGUGUGGGCGAGGGUUUAGCAAUAAUUCAAAUCUCAUCAGACACCAGACGACACACUCAGGUGAAAAACCUUACACGUGCCUGGAGUGCGGACGAGGCUUUAACCGCAAAUCAAACCUCAUCACCCACCAGAGGACACACUCAGGGGAGAAACCUUACAUGUGCCUACAGUGCGGUCGAGGCUUUAACCGCAAGUCAAAUCUCAUCACACACCAGAGGACACACUCAGGGGAGAAACCUUAUGUGUGCCUGGGGUGUGGGCGAGGCUUUAGCCAGAAGUCAGGUCUCCUUUUCCACCAGAGGACACACUUGGGGUAGAAGCCACAUGUAGUGUGGCCAAGGCUUUAGCCAGAAGUUAGGCCUCAUCACACAUCGGAAGACACACUCAGAUAAGAAGCCUUAUGUUUGCAGUAAUUGUGGCUGAGGCUUUAACUGGGAAUCCAGCUUCCUUAUACACUGCGGGACACACUCCAGGGAGAAGCUACAUAU
This is a messenger RNA of Trichechus manatus latirostris (Florida manatee), 2957 nucleotides long. RefSeq names its product zinc finger protein 268-like. Lineage: Eukaryota; Metazoa; Chordata; Mammalia; Sirenia; Trichechidae. Gene Ontology annotation, biological process: regulation of transcription by RNA polymerase II. The transcript is spliced from 3 exons. Gene Ontology annotation, molecular function: RNA polymerase II cis-regulatory region sequence-specific DNA binding; DNA-binding transcription repressor activity, RNA polymerase II-specific. The coding region runs from base 390 to 2786 and encodes 798 amino acids. Gene Ontology annotation, cellular component: nucleoplasm. The record is from RefSeq and is a predicted model, not a curated record.